Molecule: messenger RNA, 945 nt
Organism: Drosophila melanogaster (fruit fly)
Lineage: Eukaryota; Metazoa; Arthropoda; Insecta; Diptera; Drosophilidae
Exons: 3
Coding region: 156-776 (206 amino acids)
Source: RefSeq, marked reviewed
UCACGACUUGCUGACCAACUAAAUGGGAUUGGGUUGCCUCCCUCCAAAUGAUGCAACCCAUUAAGUUAGACAUUAGCAGCCGAACCAACAGGUCGAGCACAUCGAUCGAGAAGCUACUGCCCCAAAGAAACCGAACUUCAAAUCCCCCAAGCAAGAUGUGGCAACUGACAUGGGCCUUUGCAUUGGCUUUCCUGCUGGUGGGUGGUGAGGCAAAGCCCUCUCAUCUUCACUACAAUCACUUCGAUCCCCACCAUGUCAACCACUUUGACGGACAUCAUCUGAGCCACUUGGAUUCUCUGCAUGCUCUGCCGCACCACUUGGAUUACGCGGUGCAGGAAUCGGUCCUUCCUCCGCCAGCUCCUUUGCUUCCUGCGGUGGCUCCACCACCAGCAUUUGCUCCACCACAACCUGUAUUUGCUCCAGCGCCUCUCUUACCUGCUCUUGCACCAUUUUUACCGGCUCCUGCUCCUCUUCUGCCCGCUCCUGCACCACUUCUACCAGCACCUGCACCACUUCUACCAGCUCCAGCUUUUCUGCCAGCUCCUACUCCUCUUUUGCCCGAGUUCCAUGUGCCCAGUGUCACCCAUCAAGUGCUGCCGCCCGUCCUGGAGGCGGUGCCCUUUGCACCCACCUACCGUGCCAUUCCCGGACCGAAGACCACCACCCACCGCGUGUCCAUUGGCUACGCCUUUCCCAAGCUGCUGGCCACGCCCCACGCCCAUCUGAAAGCCCUGCCCCUGAAGUUCGCUCAUCACCAUCACCACUCGCUGUGGUGAUCAUCCCGACCUUACGGAUGAUGAAAACCUCACCAAAGAGUAAUUAGUGUCAGAUAGGAUAUGUAAAGCUUAAAUCUACAAGUCUACCUGCAUUAUACAAUAAUUUAUCGAAUAAAUAUAGUGAAAUAAAAAACGAAACAAAUAAAAUUCAUGCAUUAUACAAUAAUAU